Molecule: messenger RNA, 738 nt
Organism: Hyaloscypha bicolor E
Lineage: Eukaryota; Fungi; Ascomycota; Leotiomycetes; Helotiales; Hyaloscyphaceae
Product: carbohydrate-binding module family 43 protein
Exons: 1
Biological process (GO): fungal-type cell wall (1->3)-beta-D-glucan biosynthetic process
Cellular component (GO): cytoplasm; fungal-type cell wall
Molecular function (GO): 1,3-beta-glucanosyltransferase activity
Source: RefSeq, a predicted model, not a curated record
GGCUUUGUUAGUGUGGUAGGAACCUCGGUCGCCACCAUGUUAGAUUUCAAUGUUCUUGCUACACAGCUUCAUUCAGCUUCUCCCACCGGUACCAAUUCAGCUCAAUACACGCCUGUCAACACCGCAAAGAGAACUUGCCCUACCGUCGACUCCCACUGGCAGGUUGCACCCACGGGACUUCCGCUGACCCCAAGCCGAGACUGGUGCAGCUGCAUGGUGAGCACACUCAGCUGUCAAGCAAAGAGCACCCUGACCGACGGUGAAAUAUCUUUCAACUUCGGUUGGAUCUGCGGCGGGGACGGAUUCGGUUCUUGUAAAGGAUUUACACCCGACACAACCACCGGCAGCUAUCCUGAUUGGGGGAUAUGUAAUCCUAUCGAUAAACUCUCGCUGGCUUUCAAUGCGCUAUAUCAGCAUUACGGCUCUCAAGCCUCGGCGUGCGACUUCACUGGUAAUGCUACCCUGAUGACGCCUACCAAAUCGAUGGCCGCUUGUGCUCCUCUUCUUAAUGUCACGGUUGCAGCAGGAACAUCUACUGGUGGUACGGCCGGACCGGCGGCAACUACUGCUUCAGCUUCAGGCUCAACUAAGACUUCAAACAGCCCUACCGCCUCCGGUGCGAAGAAAAGCUCCGCUGCUCAUGUUGGCCUUACUCCGCCGUUUUCGUUUAUAGUCAAAGGUGCAGGAAUAUAUAUACUUGGCUUAAUAAUUAUAGCUGGUAAAAUAUUUAUAUUAUAA